CGGGGAUGUUCCUCCGCACUUGGUGACGGACGAAAGUGGGGGCGUCGAGGCGACGCCGGAAUAGCCUCCCGCUUCGACGGGUCAAGUUGAGUUAUGCAAAGAUUGAGCUCGCCCACUUGAGAUACGAUACUCGUUCUGCCUUUUCUCUAAUGCUCUAUAGAUGCGUGUAAAGCUGUACGACUCCAGCCUACACCGGAGCCGUCCCAUCUGCAUUACACGAACCACCUCCAGGCACCAUACCUCGCCCCCCAACGCAAGAGAAAACCGAAGUAAUAACUCUUCCUGGCAAACCCAAAUAACCCGAUUCCCACUUCAUCACUCGAAAUACCAUCCUAGAAACGGAAAGAAGCUACAUCCUCCAUUGAAUACCCAUACCUUACCCUCACCAAACCACCAGCCACACCUUGCCAUCAGCCCGAAAUUCCACUCACCAUCAUUGCCCCAACUCCGCAACACUCAUCCCAUCUUCUUGCAUGAAUCCCGCAGAGCAUGAGCCCCAAAAGACCACAGCCCACCGUCACAGCACCCAAACCGCCACUGUAUAUUUGCCACCUUGGAGCAAACUAUCAUUCCGGUGGCGGCGUUGAAGCUGGGACGAAGAAAGUGGCGGUGCGACUUACCUCUCCCAUAGUGUAUGACACUGCGCAUAUCUCCAGAAAAC
Messenger RNA from Colletotrichum godetiae, 661 nucleotides. RefSeq lists its product as uncharacterized. NCBI's taxonomy places the organism in Eukaryota, Fungi, Ascomycota, Sordariomycetes, Glomerellales, Glomerellaceae. The transcript has a single exon. The record is from RefSeq and is a predicted model, not a curated record. Bases 161 to 493 code for a protein of 110 amino acids.